Meira miltonrushii is the source of this 1070-nucleotide messenger RNA. RefSeq names its product putative SCO1-involved in stabilization of Cox1p and Cox2p. Gene Ontology annotation, biological process: mitochondrial respiratory chain complex IV assembly; intracellular copper ion homeostasis. Gene Ontology annotation, molecular function: copper chaperone activity; copper ion binding. Gene Ontology annotation, cellular component: mitochondrial inner membrane. Bases 22 to 948 code for a protein of 308 amino acids. The record is from RefSeq and is a predicted model, not a curated record. NCBI's taxonomy places the organism in Eukaryota, Fungi, Basidiomycota, Exobasidiomycetes, Exobasidiales, Brachybasidiaceae. The transcript has 3 exons.
CCUAGGAUCACUUUCGCAAUCAUGCAAUCUUCAAGAUCACUUAUGACAUGCUCAAGAGCGUUACAAUCAAUCUCUGGUAGAUCUUCCAUCUCUAUAGCACAAGCAAGACCUUCUCGAAUCGUAGGCACUGCCGGCACUAUCCAGUCCGGCUUGAGUCAGAGAAGAUGCUAUUCCGAUCGAAGGGAAGAAAAAGCAAAAGAUAGGAAUGCUGUAGGACCUUUUAAUAUACGAGCAGCAGUCUUAUUCGUAGGAACAGGAGUAGGAUUAUUCUGGUACUUCCAAAAAGAGAAAGCAGCAGUAGAAGAAAAGAAACGAGCCGAAUCUGCUCAAGCAAAGGUAGGAAGACCAAAGAUUGGAGGUCCGUUUGAGCUAUUACUACCAACGCCAAUCACUUCUGCUCAAGAUGCUAAAAAGGUUGAAGCCAGACGAUUCACAGAGGAUGACCUAAGAGGAUCAUUCAGUCUUAUCUAUUUCGGCUUCACAAAUUGCCCGGAUAUCUGUCCAGAAGAAUUAGACAAGAUGGCACAAAUUGUGGAUAACGUAGACGCAAAGCAUGGUCCAACAAUCAAUCCGGUCUUCAUCACUUGUGAUCCUGCUCGUGAUACAUUGGCAGCAACAUCGAUCUAUGCAAGCGAAUUUCAUCCUCGUUUGAUCGGUUUGACGGGCGAUUAUGAAUCGGUCAAAACGGCUUGUAAAGCUUAUCGGGUUUACUUUUCUACACCUCCAGGUGCAGAUCCAUCGGGAGAUUAUUUAGUGGAUCAUAGCAUCUUCUUUUACUUGAUGGACCCUGAAGGAAAAUUCGUUGAUGCUUUCGGACGCAGCGUUAAUGCUCAAGAAGCCACGGCUAAAGUUAUGAAUUACAUCGAUCAAUGGAAACAAGCUGGAAAUCCAAUAGAAACAGCAAAUGCAAAGGAAAGAAUACUGAAAGAUGAAUCACGCAAGAUUUAAUAAAAAGGAGUCGUGUUAGCUAGUCAUUCACCACUUUGAACAGCAAUGUAUAAAAUUGUAUAAAAGAUGACGCACUGGGUAUGAAAGUUUAGGUCUACAUGUCUAUUUAGUGGUGGGUAUAC